AUGCCACCGAGAUUAAGUAUUGCUGCCUUCACGCGACCAAUUGCCUUCCGGCCGAGGCCCCAGGUGCAAUGCCCUGCCCGAUCAGCACUUCGACUGCCAUCGGCUCAAUGGCGCCUGUAUUCUGAUUCAGCCAAACCGCCCGCCGCGGACCGCUCCAAGCGAGAAGAUGCAAAGCCGAUUGAGCAUGUCUCCGAAGAGGCUGCUGCUCUGGCAAGGACCAUGGGCGAGGAGGGACCUGAUCUCAGCCAGGGCACACCAAUUGAGGAUGUAGUCAAAGGUGACAAGGCCGCGCAAGAAAACCUGCCCAAGAUUAUGCAAGACAAGCUCAGUUCUCAAAAGUUCAACACGGCACCAAAUGGAGCGCCAAAGGGCUCACGAUCAUACUCGACCAUGACGACUCAGACCAACGCCAACAGUGGAUUGGAUAUGGGCCUAAUCAAUGCCCAGAACGCCUCAAAAGCACCCGCCAUACCAGGUCUCAAAUUCGACAUGCCCACUCUACCACUACCAAAAGACGGUCAUGUCAAGCAUCGCCAUGAUCCAGUAGUCGACCAGGUUACCAAUCUGCUCAUGCGACACGGCAAGAAGAGCGUUGCAGAGCGGAACAUGGCAUUGAUCCUCCAACACCUCCGAACAUCGCCUAUCCCCACCAUCAACCCCUCCAGGCCACUGCUUCCCGGUGCGCCCCCGCCAUCACACCUCCCUCUCAACCCCGUCCUCUAUCUUACACUGGCCAUUGACUCGGUCGCACCCCUGAUGCGCAUUCGAAGUCAGAGAGGUGCAGCCGGAGGAGGUGUCGCUCUUCAGAUUCCUGUGCCUCUGGGCCAGAGGCAACGGCGGCGCGCAGCCAUCCAGUGGAUCAUGGCGGCUGCCUCAAAGAGGAGGAACAUGGGCAGUGGAAAGAACAGCUUUGCCCAGCGAAUUGCGCAAGAGCUUAUUGCAGUAGUACAGGGCACCAGUGGUAUCUGGGACAGGCGCAACGCCAUUCACAAGCUGGGCGUUGCAGCGCGAGCCAACAUUGUGCUUCCUAGGAAGAGGUAA
Messenger RNA from Bipolaris oryzae ATCC 44560, 1041 nucleotides. RefSeq lists its product as uncharacterized. The transcript is spliced from 3 exons. The coding region runs from base 1 to 1041 and encodes 346 amino acids. The record is from RefSeq and is a predicted model, not a curated record. NCBI's taxonomy places the organism in Eukaryota, Fungi, Ascomycota, Dothideomycetes, Pleosporales, Pleosporaceae. Gene Ontology annotation, cellular component: ribosome. Gene Ontology annotation, molecular function: rRNA binding; structural constituent of ribosome; mRNA binding. Gene Ontology annotation, biological process: translation; ribosomal small subunit assembly.